This is a messenger RNA of Petromyzon marinus (sea lamprey), 2307 nucleotides long. Its product is annotated as alpha-tocopherol transfer protein-like. Lineage: Eukaryota; Metazoa; Chordata; Hyperoartia; Petromyzontiformes; Petromyzontidae. Gene Ontology annotation, cellular component: membrane. The record is from RefSeq and is a predicted model, not a curated record. Gene Ontology annotation, molecular function: phosphatidylinositol bisphosphate binding.
CGCGUGACAUCACGUUGACAUCGCUACUGCUUCCUACUCUCAGAGCGCGCAACAACAACAACACCACCACCACCACUACACGCGCUUACGUCUCGCACUCUCGUGUUCCCGCUCCACACUCCACACAGCGCACACGGCCAUGGCAGGCGGCUACGUGUGCUCGCUGUCGCCCGAGCUGGUGGAGAGGGCUCGCGUGGAGCUGGGAGAGAACCCCGAGACGAGGGCCCAGGAGGUGCUGCAGCUGCGGGAGGCGCUCGGCCACCGCCCAGAAAUCCCGGCUCGGACGGACGACGCCUUCCUGCUGCGGUUCCUGCGAGCCAGGAAGUUUGACCACGAGAGGACCUUCAAGCUCGUGGAGAGCUACUACAAGUGCCACGAGACCUGGCCAGACAUCUUCCAGGAUUUCCGGCCGUCCGCAGUGAAAGAGUUGCUGGACAGCGGCUUCAUCCGCGUGUUGCCAGAGCGGGACUCCAAGGGCAGACGCGUCAUCAUCCAGAGUCCCGGAAAGUGGAACCCAUCGACGACUCCCAUCAUUGAUAAUUUCAAAGCGAUGUACAUGACGCUGGAGCUGCUGAUCCAGUCCGAGGAGACGCAGGUGAACGGAAUCACCAUCCUAGUAGACCACAAGGGCAUGGGCCUCGCCCACGUCACCAACUUCACCCCUUCUCUCAUGAAGAAAAUAACCACAGUGAUACAGGAUGCAUUUCCAAUACGAAUAAAAGGACAUCACACAAUUAAUGAGCCAUCGAUAUUCAAAGCCAUGUUCGCCUUGAUAAAGCCCUUUUUCAAGGAGAAGAUGCAAAAGCGGAUGAUGUUCCACGGCACGGACUUCCUGUCGCUGCACGAGCAAAUCUCUCCCGACAUCCUGCCAGCGGAGUACGGGGGCACGGCGCCCGGGAUCUCCGCCGACACCUGGGCCCAGGAGCUGUUCGCCGCCGAGCCUUACUUCAUCGAGGCGUUUGGAGGCAUCGUCUUCAAGAAGGAUUUGCCCGCGGAGGUCCUCACAGACGAGGAUAAGAAGCUGCAGGAAGAUUUUAGGCGGGUCAUUGAGGAGGUAGAGCCCGAGGAGUGGAACAAGCUAAAGGUCGCCAGCGCUCACGUCCGGCCUGAGGGCCUGGACCUCGAGCCAAUCAGAAAUAAGUCGAGCUGAGCUACACGAUUGUUCAAGGCAGUAGAGGAAUGUAGAGGGAGGGAGGAAGAGUUAGAAGAGGGGGCAGAUUAAGAGAGAAACAUUUGGAUACGCAGGUAUCCCUCGAUUUACGAACGUUCCGUUUACGAAAUUUCAUAAAACAUCCCUAAUAUUUAUUAUAAAAUGUAUGGGAGAAGCCAUUCCAAUUGACGAAAUUUCAUUUUACGCUUUUUUUUUUUAAGAAUGCAUCCCUUUCGCAAAUAGAGGGAUACAGGUGGAGGGAGACAGGCCUCUACGAUUUACAGCUUUGCUGGCUGGGAGGGACAGUCCAAAAGACGUGCGGGUUGAUAGUUAUUGUCAAAAUGGUCUUCACUCCCUCCUAACAAACACUUCUGCCCGUCUAAUAAACAAGCUAUUGUCUCUUCUCCUGGCCUUUCCUGUUUUCCCAAAUACUCCUUCCCGAUAUGAGCCUUUGUGUUGAAUCCCCCUUGUUCAUUAAAAGUUCUAGUAAUGUGCUUCACCAGAGCCUGAUAGAAUGAAAAAUCAUCCAGCCACAGACUCGGAAACACUAAUAAAGAAUAACGCAAAAUAAUUGUUGAAAACUACAUAUUUGUGUGUAAAGACACCAAUAUACAGUACUUGAGGGUUGGCUUGGCUAACUGUGGUUACACCCACUUAUGCUGGUGGGUGGCCAUUACAUGAGGGCUUUGUCAAUCAAUACAAAUGAAAAAAACAUAGGUUGUUUGAGACGCAGGUGGAAGGGUUUGUGGAUCACGCAAAUGUUGUGCAACUCCCGUGGGCUUCGAGGUCACCCUAACCAUGACUUGUCAGAAGGCGGUAUGGAAAAAACUGGACAUCUCUGUCUCCCAAAAAAUAUAUAUUUUAAAACAUUUUUUAUAUGUUGUUUCGGCUUGGGUCUAAUUGUCCACGGUCAACUGACGUUGGCUGUAAAUUACCACGGUCCCCUUACGUUAUGGCAAGCUUCGGGGCCACUUCCUGGAGUCGUGGAGUUCUUCCAUUACUAAUAGGGUACAUUUCAUUAAAGCGUGUUUUUAAAAAAAGUUUUUUUUAAGUAUUACUUAUUAUUAACUCACUGUCGUUAUAUCCUCAAAUCUUGUAACUCAAUUUUAACCCACUUCGCAGUGUGGUAUCGACUGCAAACUUGGUAUACUUGUGUC